AUGUCAAGUGUCAAACCAUUAUUAGAACUAACCAAAGCUCAAAGGAGAGAAUUAAAAAAGGAUACCAUAAAGAUAAGAUUAGCCAGAUUUGGAAGAAAACAUCAACCAACUUAUAAUAUAGUAGUGACAAAUUCAAGAAAAGCUCAACAAAGAUUACCAAUUGAAGUUAUAGGAACUUAUGAUUCAGUACCUGUUAAAUUACCAUGGUCAGAAGAACCUGUUAAAGAUAUAAGUUUAGAUUUUCAUAGAACAAAAUAUUGGUUAGGUAAAGGAGCUGAACCAACUGAAAGAGUAGCAUGGCUUUUGAAAAAAGUUGGUAUAUUACCUCAAUUUUGGCCAAAAGAAAGUUCAAAUACUAAAGAAAUUAUUAGACCAAUUGUCGAAGAUAUAAAAGAAGUUCAAGAAAUACCUGUUGAACUAACAAGAAAAAGAUAA
Molecule: messenger RNA, 435 nt
Organism: Insectozyma verbasci
Lineage: Eukaryota; Fungi; Ascomycota; Pichiomycetes; Serinales; Debaryomycetaceae
Source: the annotation of a GenBank genome assembly